Molecule: messenger RNA, 498 nt
Organism: Naegleria fowleri
Lineage: Eukaryota; Heterolobosea; Eutetramitea; Acrasida; Naegleriidae
Exons: 1
Coding region: 1-498 (165 amino acids)
Source: RefSeq, a predicted model, not a curated record
AUGCAAAACAUAAACGCCUCCUUUUUACCUCCUUCACAAUAUGUUCUUCCUCAUCAACAAGAGAAAGAACCUCACAAUAAGAUUGUGGAUGAGAGUAGUACUACAACCACUCUCGAAUAUGUACCAAAUCACAUCAAUUCUUCAUCCCAAAUUGAAAGCACUGAACCUUCCAUUUAUUUGAUGAGCAGUGGUGAUCGAGAUAGUCAUCAGGAACCACCACCUCCUCCAGAUCAAAUCGAUGAAAACGAAAUUGAGGAAGGAAUUAACGUCUUUGAAUCACCCCUCGAGCAAGAUAUUUCAAAAGAAUGGCCUCUUGUUAAACAUGAAGUGGAAUCCAUGUGGCAAGAAUUGAUCGUUCUUUGUACGCAGAUUCGAGCCGGUCAUUUGACUGCCGACACUGUGUUGUCUCUGUACAAAUUUAUUGCUUUAUUGACUGUUUUCAUUUUGACAAUAGUUAUUUCAUGGGAGGUGAUUCAAAGCAGUAGAAACAUGCAGUAA